AUGGAUUAUCUCUUUAAUUCAUGUCCAGAAAUUGAAGAAAUUAAAGAAGACCUGCAAAACAAUCGUCUUGAUUCAGCAGCUGAAAAGACUCAACAAUUCGUGAAUAAGCAAAAUAAUGUUCCAUUAAAUAUUGGGAUCACAGGAGAGUCUGGUUCUGGUAAAUCCACAUUUGUUAAUGCCUUUAGAGGUAUAACAAACAGUGAUGAGGGAGCUGCCCCUACUGGUGUUGUAGAAACCACCUCAGAGGUUACACCUUACCCCCAUCCAAACUAUCCUAAUGUUACAUUAUGGGAUCUUCCUGGUAUUGGCACCACCCGUUUUCCUGCUGACAAAUACCUGAAGCUAGUUGAAUUUGAGAAGUUUGACUUCUUCAUCAUUAUCUCUGAAACUCGCUUCAGAGAAAAUGAUGUGAAGCUCGCUCAGGAGAUUCAGAAGAUGGGGAAAAAAUUCUACUUUGUUCGCUCAAAGAUUGACAACGAUGUACGCAGUGAGAAAAGAAGUCAGAGAGAGUUCAAUGAGGAAACAACUCUGGCACAAAUCAGGGAAAACUGCAUUAAAGGUCUUCAAAAACAAGAUUUUGAGACUUCACAGGUCUUCCUGGUGUCCAGCUUUGAUCUCCACCUGUAUGAUUUCCGUCUGCUAGAGGAGACCUUAGAGAGAGAACUUCCUGAACACAAGAGGAAUGCUCUGCUGUUUGCUGUGCCCGGUGUCAGCAUGGAGAUCAUUAACAAGAAGAAAGAGGCUUUACAGUCACAAAUAAAAUACUAUGCUUUACUAUCUGCAGGAGUAGGAGCUGUACCAGUUCCUGGGGUUUCUUUAGUUGCUGAUAUAGCCAUCAUAGUUGGUGUUGUUACAAAAUAUGUAUUUGCAUUUGGUCUUGAUAUCCCAUCACUGAAGAGACUUGCUCAAACUACAGGUGUGCCAUAUGAGGAUCUGAUCAAUGUCAUCAUUUCACCACUGGCUGCAACAACAAUAACCACUGAUCUCAUCAUAAAGGUGUUACAGAGUUUAGGCAGCACAGCUGCAUUAAUCGCAGCAGAGGAAGGGUGCAGAUUCAUUCCAGUAUUGGGAAUCCCUCUAGCAAUGGGCCUCUCUUUUACUUCGACCUACAGAAUUCUGAGUGCUUUCCUCGACAUGCUUGCUAAUGAUGCACACAGAGUGUUCAAGAAGGCCUUGGGUCUGAACACCUCAGUGUGA
This is a messenger RNA of Scomber japonicus (chub mackerel), 1197 nucleotides long. RefSeq names its product interferon-inducible GTPase 5-like. Lineage: Eukaryota; Metazoa; Chordata; Actinopteri; Scombriformes; Scombridae. The coding region runs from base 1 to 1197 and encodes 398 amino acids. The transcript is spliced from 2 exons. Gene Ontology annotation, molecular function: GTP binding. Gene Ontology annotation, cellular component: membrane. The record is from RefSeq and is a predicted model, not a curated record.